Molecule: messenger RNA, 570 nt
Organism: Orbicella faveolata
Lineage: Eukaryota; Metazoa; Cnidaria; Anthozoa; Scleractinia; Merulinidae
Cellular component (GO): membrane
Molecular function (GO): protein binding; calcium ion binding
Source: RefSeq, a predicted model, not a curated record
AACAUUUCUUUUAGGUAUUCCUGGGGAACACCGACGACCAUGGCAUCGUCAAACAUGGAAUGAGCCACGAAAUAAAAGCUCGUUAUGUCAGGUUUCUUUCUGUCACGUGGUUUAAUCACGUGUGCAUGAAAGUUGAACUGUAUGGUUAUCAAGUUUGUGGCUUCCCUCUUGGUGUGAAUAAUGGCGAAUUGUUGGACGAUUUAUUCACAGCCAGUAGUUACAACGUUAACAACGAGCCUUGGAGUGCACGACUAAACCGCGUGAUUGGUGGUGGAGGCUGGUGCGCUGCCAACAACAUAACAGGAGAAUAUCUACUUAUUGACCUGGGAGAAAAGAAAAGAGUGACUGGGAUAUCGACCCAAGGAAAGCAUGGAAAGGAUGCAAAGUGGGUCACAGAAUAUACGGUGUCCUCGGCAAAUGGAUUGGACAAUUUGCAACCUUACAUGGUUGAUGGCAAUAUCAAGGUUUUGCGUAUCUUAAGCUUACUUAUCUAAAGAGGAACAGUUAGAGUUGAAUGGGUUGGCUCGAGCCUUUUACCCAGCCGCUUCCUGUACUUCUCUGAUUUCUGAA